GGGUGGCCGUGGGGACAGCUGGGACACGGGGGUGGAUGGAUAGGUGGAUGGCGGGGACAGUGGUACCCGGGUGUGCGGGAAUGUGAGGGUGGCGGGACAUGGGGACAGCUGGGACACGCGUGUGGGACAGCCACAUCUGGUGGCAGGGGGACAGUGACACGCUGGGGUGGCACACUCGGGAUGUGGGACACGGGGACAGCUGCGACACGGGGUGUGGGACAGCCGCAGGCAGGGGGCUCGGGGUGGCAGGGAGGUGACAAGGACCUCGAGGUGGCAGGGAUGUGGGGACAGCCAUCCUCGGUGACGUGGGGAAUCGGGACACAGGGACAAGGGAAAAGUGUGUGAUAAGGGGACAGCCCCACAUGGGGACACGGCGACAACAGUGAUCCACAGUGCUGUCCACGGCGACAUCUGUGACACGGGGACACGGCCACUCCUUGCUCUCUGUGUCCCCAGACCCCGCCUGACCCUCAUCCCAUCCCCGCUGUCCCCCGCGGACCAUGAACGUGCUGGCCCCGGUGCGCAGGGACCGGGUCAUCGCCGAGCUGCCCGCGUGUUUCCGCAAGGAGGCCGCCCUGCACGCCCGCCCCGCCUUCCACCCCACGGUGGCCGGAGCCUGCCAGGAGCAGCGGACGGGCACCGUGGGGUUCAAGAUCUCCAAGAUCAUCGUGGUGGGCGAUCUCUCGGUGGGGAAAACCUGCCUGAUCAAUCGGUUUUGCAAGGACACUUUUGACAAGAACUACAAGGCGACCAUCGGCGUGGAUUUCGAGAUGGAGCGGUUCGAGGUGCUGGGGGUGCCCUUCAGCCUGCAGCUGUGGGACACGGCCGGCCAGGAGCGCUUCAAGUGCAUCGCUUCCACCUACUACCGAGGAGCACAGGCCAUCGUGAUUGUCUUCGAUGUCAACGACGUGGGGUCCCUGGAGCACACACGGCAGUGGCUGGCUGAUGCCCUGAAGGAGAACGACCCAUCCAACGUGAUCCUCUUCCUGGUGGGCUCCAAGAAGGAUCUGAGCACCCCGGCCCAGUACAGCCUGAUGGAGAAGGAUGCCCUCAAGGUGGCCCAGGAGAUGCAGGCCGAGUACUGGGCUGUGUCCUCGCUCACUGGGGAGAACGUGCGGGAUUUCUUCUUCCGAGUGGCGGCGCUGACCUUUGAGAGCAGCGUGCUGGCCGAGCUGGAGCGCGGCAGCGGCGCCCGCAGCAUCGGCGACACCGGAUCAGCAGCAAGGAGAGCGACCUGUACCUGUCCACGCCCCGCAAGAAACCCAAGUGCUGCCAGUGAGGGACAGCCCCGAGCCCUCUGUGCUCUGGACCAAAGAGGGGCGACCCCAGCCGGCCCCGAGGACAUGUCCCUGCCACCCCUGGCCUGCCUGGGCACCCCUGGCCUGCCUGGGCACCCCCGCUGGGGCACGCAGGAGCACCCGUGUGGCUCCUGUAGCUAUGCAAACCCAGGUACUGCUCGCAGGGGGAGAUGCCUUCAGGCUCCCUUUUGUCUUAAUAAAAUCUUUUUUUAUGCUUUGUAAGAAA
Melospiza melodia melodia is the source of this 1524-nucleotide messenger RNA. RefSeq names its product RAB34, member RAS oncogene family (gene RAB34). Gene Ontology annotation, biological process: Golgi to plasma membrane protein transport; phagosome-lysosome fusion. Bases 501 to 1520 code for a protein of 339 amino acids. Lineage: Eukaryota; Metazoa; Chordata; Aves; Passeriformes; Passerellidae. The record is from RefSeq and is a predicted model, not a curated record. Gene Ontology annotation, molecular function: GTP binding; GTPase activity. Gene Ontology annotation, cellular component: Golgi cisterna; phagocytic vesicle. The transcript has 10 exons.